Molecule: messenger RNA, 14694 nt
Organism: Coregonus sp. 'balchen'
Lineage: Eukaryota; Metazoa; Chordata; Actinopteri; Salmoniformes; Salmonidae
Source: the annotation of a GenBank genome assembly
AUGUUGGUGUUGGUAAUAUUUGGUUUAUCGUCCCAACUCUAAAAAGGAGUGCACUAUAUAGUGAAUAGGGUGCCAUUCUCUGGUCUAAAGGAGUGCACUAUAUAGUGAAUAGGGUGCCAUUCUCUGGUCUAAAGGAGUGCACUAUAUAGUGAAUAGGGUGCCAUUCUCUGGUCUAAAGGAGUGCACUAUAUAGUGAAUAGGGUGCCAUUCUCUGGUCUAAAGGAGUGCACUAUAUAGUGAAUAGGGUGCCAUUCUCUGGUCUAAAGGAGUGCACUAUAUAGGGAAUAGGGUGCCAUUCUCUGGUCUAAAGGAGUGCACUAUAUAGUGAAUAGGGUGCCAUUCUCUGGUCUAAAGGAGUGCACUAUAUAGUGAAUAGGGUGCCAUUCUCUGGUCUAAAGUAGUGCACUAUAUAGUGAAUAGGGUGCCAUUUGGGACGCGACACAUUCCCUAAAUUGUAUGUUGUGAUCUGUGACGUAUAUAUCAAAACUAACACUGUUUGUGAUGAACGGUUCCCCAGCGGGAGCAGGUGAGGACAGUAGUGGUGAUGUGGACCAUCCGACCAGCAGCAGGAGUGGAAGGAGAGAAGACAGAUCCUAUCCCCAGGUCAGUGGAUACUCUAGUUCCCUCAAACUCUGGACCUCCAAGCCAGUUCCACUGUGUUUUUUCACAGUUUCCCUCUAAUCAGGGACUGAUUAUAGACCUGGGACACCAGGUGGUGUAAUUAAUUAUCAGGUAGAACAGAAAAAGCAGCAGGCUCCGGACCUCGUAGGGUCAGAGUUGAGUACCCCCUGCUGUAGGGGAUAGGGUGGCUCCGGACCUCGUAGGGUCAGAGUUGAGUACCCCCUGCUGUAGGGGAUAGGGUGGCUCCGGACCUCGAAGGGUCAGAGUUGAAUACCCCCUGCUGUAGGGGAUAGGGUGGCUCCGGAGCUCGUAGGGUCAGAGUUGAAUACCCCCUGCUGUACGGGGAUAGGGUGGCUCCGGACCUCGCAGGGUCAGAGUUGAAUACCCCCUGCUGUAGGGGAUAGGGUGGCUCCGGAGCUCGUAGGGUCAGAGUUGAAUACCCCCUGCUGUAGAGGAUAGGGUGGCUCCGGACCUCGUAGGGUCAGAGUUGAAGCUCCGGACCUCGUAGGGUCAGAGUUGAAUACCCCUGCUGUAGGGGAUAGGGUGGCUCCGGAGCUCGUAGGGUCAGAGUUGAAUACCCCUGCUGUAGAGGAUAGGGUGGCUCCGGACCUCGUAGGGUCAGAGUUGAAGCUCCGGACCUCGUAGGGUCAGAGUUGAGUACCCCUGGUCUAGUUGAUAGUGUACAUGUAUUUGUUCGUUCCAAAUGGCACCAUGUUUCCUUUUAUAGGACACUUGUUUUGACCAGUGCCCAUAGGGUGCCAUUUGGGACAUAACCUAUAAUGUACAGAUAACAUGAACUGCACUUUCUCUAUUUUCUCAUUCAUUGCAGGCUUUUUAUUGUCCUGAAUUCGCCAUCAAACUCUUUAGUCCAAGACUAGGCUUAAUCUGUCCCAGAAUCCACCCCGAUAUGUCUUAAAUCCCCAUGAGGAUAAGAAAGUUAAUAUUUCAUCCCACACCCAGGUCCAGGUUCAGACCCACAACCUGCAGUCCCAGGUCCAGGUUCAGACCCACAACCUGCAGUCCCAGGUCCAGGUUCAGACCCACAACCUGCAGUCCCAGGUCCAGGUUCAGACCCACAACCUGCAGUCCCAGGCGGGUAAACCUGGCCAACCUGUCACCGUGUCCAACCCUCCUGUCCACCUACUGCAGGCCCAGCCUGCUGCCCUCAUUGACGGGCAGAUGAAGGUAUGAACUCUCCAUGGCUCUGUCCCAAAUUGUGCCCUUUUUGCUAUUUAGUACACUACUUUUGACCAGGGCUCUAGUUGAAAGUAGCACACUGUAAAGGUAACAGGGUGCUAUUAAAACACCCCAUUUCCCUCUCUCCCCUAGCCUGAUCCCAGAUCUGUGUGUUGUGUAUAGCCAACUAUACAAGACGACGCGAACACAUCUGGAACCAGGCUAUCAUCUGAUUGAGAACUCACCCAGUCAGAGCGGAAAAGUUGAUACCCCCCAAGUGUCCAAAAAUAUAGAUUUAAAAAUAGAUUGAUGGUCUAUGUUAUCUCUACCUUAAAUCAAAUCUAUGUGUUUAGGACAGCAAAUAUCAUAGAAAAAAACUCAACGUUUUAAGAGGACUAAUAAGAUUUCGGUGUGUUUUUUUUUCUUCUCCCCCAGGCUGCCCUGAAAUCGCUGAUGCCCAGUCGUCUCAUCGCCCCAGCUCCAGCCUCCAGCCAGGGCCAGGGGGGCCACAUCCCUCUUCCUCUGCCCCCCAAGGUGCAGCCUGCCCUGCCUGGCCACAUCACUGUCACCCUGGAGAGCAACAUUGCUCCCAUCUCCUCCAUCCCUGUCGCGACCAUCAGUGGACAGCAGGUGACUACAUAGCCCUAAUACAUUCUCAUUGACUCUGGUCUGUGAUCAUUGUUUUGGAAAACGCUUUAUAAUAACGUUCAGGAAUAAGCCAUUAGGGACCGGUUUCCUGGACACAGAUUAAGCACCAGUCAACAGACUUAUCUUUGUUGAAAAUGUGUUUUUAGUCCAGGUCUAGGGCUUAACCCGUGUCCAGGAAACCGCCCCAUAAUGCUUGAGUAACGACUGAUGUUUUUUUGUCCUAUUCUUAAUUCAGGGCCACUCCGGUAACCGGCAUCACCUCAUGGCAGCUAAUAUCCAGAUAAUCAGAGCUCCUUCUGUUCCUCAACACACAUUCACCUCUCACCUACCCAGAGGUAUGUACUGUACCUCCCUCUAACCCGCCCAGAGGUAUGUACUGUACCUCCCUCUAACCCACCCAGAGGUAUGUACUGUACCUCCCUCUAACCCACCCAGAGGUAUGUACUGUACCUCCCUCUAACCCACCCAGAGGUAUGUACUGUACCUCCCUCUCACCCAGCGUUUUGGGGCCCCUAAGCGACAUCUGGUUUGAGGCCUAGCCCCCACUGUUCCACAACAAACAUUCACUUCCCAUUUACCCUAAGCCUAUAGUACUGUCAGGAGGGGAAACUUUUGACAUUCUAUUUUUGCUGGCGUGUUGCACUCCUCUGGCUCGGCCUCUAGAGGGAGCUCUUACCCUCUGCCUUUCGUUCUGGAAGAUGUUCUCUAAUCAACGUUGUGCUGUCUGUCUUCCAGGGGCGGUGGCUGCAGCAGUGAUGUCCAGCUCUAAAGGGCCUGCUGUUCUCAGACCAGCAUCAGGGGCCAGUGCAGCUGUUCUCAGACCAGCAUCAGGGGCCAGUGCAGCUGUUCUCAGACCAGCAUCAGGGGCCAGUGCAGCUGUUCUCAGACCAGCAUCAGGGGCCAGUGCAGCUGUUCUCAGACCAGCAUCAGGGGCCAGUGCAGCUGUUCUCAGACCAGCAUCAGGGGCCAGUGCAGCUGUUCUCAGACCAGCAUCAGGGGUCAGUGUAGCUGUUCUCAGACCAGCAUCAGGGGCCAGUGCAGGCCCUGUUCUCAGACCAGCAUCAGGGCCCAGUGCAGCUGUUCUCAGACCAGCAUCAGGGGUCAGUGCAGGCCCUGUUCUCAGACCAGCAUCAGGGCCCAGUGCAGCUGUUCUCAGACCAGCAUCAGGGCCCAGUGCAGGCCCUGUUCUCAGACCAGCAUCAGGGCCCAGUGCAGGCCCUGUUCUCAGACCAGCAUCAGGGCCCAGUGCAGGCCCUGUUCAGACCACAGUACACCACAUCACCCAACAGACUAUUCAGGUACUUACCCCAGUUUUAUUACAGCUCAAUGGCAUUGUUAUGGUGGGAGAGUUUACAGCUCAAUGGCAUUGUUAUGGUGGGAGAGUUUACAGCUCAAUGGCAUUGUUAUGGUGGGAGAGUUUACAGAUCAAUGGCAUUGGGGUUAUGGUGGGAGAGUUUACAGAUCAAUGGCAUUGGGGUUAUGGUGGGAGAGUUUACAGAUCAAUGGCAUUGGGGUUAUGGUGGGAGAGUUUACAGCUCAAUGGCAUUGUUAUGGUGGGAGAGUUUACAGAUCAAUGGCAUUGGGGUUAUGGUGGGAGAGUUUACAGAUCAAUGGCAUUGUUAUGGUGGGAGAGUUUACAGAUCAAUGGCAUUGUUAUGGUGGGAGAGUUUACAGCUCAAUGGCAUUGUUAUGGUGGGAGAGUUUACAGAUCAAUGGCAUUGGGGUUAUGGUGGGAGAGUUUACAGCUCAAUGGCAUUGUUAUGGUGGGAGAGUUUACAGAUCAAUGGCAUUGGGGUUAUGGUGGGAGAGUUUACAGAUCAAUGGCAUUGUUAUGGUGGGAGAGUUUACAGCUCAAUGGCAUUGUUAUGGUGGGAGAGUUUACAGCUCAAUGGCAUUGUUAUGGUGGGAGAGUUUACAGCUCAAUGGCAUUGUUAUGGUGGGAGAGUUUACAGCUCAAUGGCAUUGUUAUGGUGGGAGAGUUUACAGCUCAAUGGCAUUGUUAUGGUGGGAGAGUUUACAGCUCAAUGGCAUUGUUAUGGUGGGAGAGUUUACAGAUCAAUGGCAUUGUUAUGGUGGGAGAGUUUACAGAUCAAUGGCAUUGGGGUUAUGGUGGGAGAGUUUACAGAUCAAUGGCAUUGUUAUGGUGGGAGAGUUUACAGCUCAAUGGCAUUGUUAUGGUGGGAGAGUUUACAGAUCAAUGGCAUUGUUAUGGUGGGAGAGUUUACAGCUCAAUGGCAUUGUUAUGGUGGGAGAGUUUACAGCUCAAUGGCAUUGUUAUGGUGGGAGAGAUUACAGCUCAAUGGCAUUGUUAUGGUGGGAGAGUUUACAGCUCAAUGGCAUUGGGGUUAUGGUGGGAGAGUUUACAGCUCAAUGGCAUUGUUAUGGUGGGAGAGUUUACAGCUCAAUGGCAUUGGGGUUAUGGUGGGAGAGUUUACAGCUCAAUGGCAUUGUUAUGGUGGGAGAGUUUACAGAUCAAUGGCAUUGUUAUGGUGGGAGAGUUUACAGAUCAAUGGCAUUGUUAUGGUGGGAGAGUUUACAGAUCAAUGGCAUUGGGGUUAUGGUGGGAGAGUUUACAGAUCAAUGGCAUUGUUAUGGUGGGAGAGUUUACAGCUCAAUGGCAUUGUUAUGGUGGGAGAGUUUACAGAUCAAUGGCAUUGUUAUGGUGGGAGAGUUUACAGCUCAAUGGCAUUGUUAUGGUGGGAGAGUUUACAGCUCAAUGGCAUUGUUAUGGUGGGAGAGAUUACAGCUCAAUGGCAUUGUUAUGGUGGGAGAGUUUACAGCUCAAUGGCAUUGGGGUUAUGGUGGGAGAGUUUACAGCUCAAUGGCAUUGUUAUGGUGGGAGAGUUUACAGCUCAAUGGCAUUGGGGUUAUGGUGGGAGAGUUUACAGCUCAAUGGCAUUGUUAUGGUGGGAGAGUUUACAGAUCAAUGGCAUUGUUAUGGUGGGAGAGUUUACAGCUCAAUGGCAUUGUUAUGGUGGGAGAGUUUACAGCUCAAUGGCAUUGUUAUGGUGGGAGAGAUUACAGCUCAAUGGCAUUGUUAUGGUGGGAGAGUUUACAGCUCAAUGGCAUUGGGGUUAUGGUGGGAGAGUUUACAGCUCAAUGGCAUUGUUAUGGUGGGAGAGUUUACAGCUCAAUGGCAUUGUUAUGGUGGGAGAGUUUACAGCUCAAUGGCAUUGUUAUGGUGGGAGAGUUUACAGCUCAAUGGCAUUGUUAUGGUGGGAGAGUUUACAGAUCAAUGGCAUUGUUAUGGUGGGAGAGUUUACAGAUCAAUGGCAUUGGGGUUAUGGUGGGAGAGUUUACAGAUCAAUGGCAUUGUUAUGGUGGGAGAGUUUACAGCUCAAUGGCAUUGUUAUGGUGGGAGAGUUUACAGAUCAAUGGCAUUGUUAUGGUGGGAGAGUUUACAGCUCAAUGGCAUUGUUAUGGUGGGAGAGUUUACAGCUCAAUGGCAUUGUUAUGGUGGGAGAGAUUACAGCUCAAUGGCAUUGUUAUGGUGGGAGAGUUUACAGCUCAAUGGCAUUGGGGUUAUGGUGGGAGAGUUUACAGCUCAAUGGCAUUGUUAUGGUGGGAGAGUUUACAGCUCAAUGGCAUUGGGGUUAUGGUGGGAGAGUUUACAGCUCAAUGGCAUUGUUAUGGUGGGAGAGUUUACAGAUCAAAUGUUAACUUGCACACCAUGUCUUUCUCAUUUGUGGUGCAGGAAAUGACUGCCCCGGUGUUGGAGUUUCUUCAUUAUAACAAAGAUAACUCCUGCGUUCAUGAUUUUUCCCUCUGUAGUUGUUUGUGUUGACAGUUCAGUCAGUCAUGUAGAGAAACAUCGUGUGACAUACAACGCUUGAUACUCUCCCUCUCUUCUUCCUCCUCAGUCUCGUCCCCCUGUCACCGGCUCUACAGCGGUCCUUCCCACAGUAGUGGACCCCAUCUCAGCCACCCGGAACCAGUCCCCUGUCAUCAACCCAACGGUCACCCGCUCUGCAGAGAUGCUGCAUGGGUAAGUGGCCCAAAUGCUAUCCUAGCAUUGAUAAGGAUAGUGUGGGAUGUUGGCCCUUUAUCUACUUACCCAGAGUCAGAUGAACUGAUGGUCAGGGCUCUAAAUUAAACAUUUUUUAUUGGUAGCAGUGGUGCUCCCGACUUUAAAAAAAAGUUAGGAGCACCAGAAAAUAAGAUUGUGAUGUAGCCUACGUGAAUUCCAUCUACUUCCGAAGCACAUGUUGUGCCCUAGAAACGAAUAUGUAACCCUGUAAAUACGUUUGUUUAUUAUAAAAAGCUAAACUGUUGAUACGAAUAUCUGUCAUUGAAAUUAAAAAGUCAUUUGUGGAAUAUUGGGUUUCUACAUUGUGUUAAAAGCACUAUUUUCCUAUUGAAAAGUGUACACUGUCUCUUUUAUAAAAAGCAUCAAGGUUGAUGAGGACAUGCAAGAGAUGGGUCAUUCAUUCAUUGCUGUGAUCAUUGAUCUCCUGAAGAAAACAUCCCCUUUCCUUUGUUUCUGUGUCCCCGAUGUUUGGAUAAACUAGAGUUACCAGGUUGUUAGCUAGCUAGCCAAUGAGGUAACAGGACUGAACAAGGUGUAAAACAAAGGCAGCCUGCGAGUAGUUUUAUAACGCCCUGCUUUAUGAAUGUAAAACGCAUGCAAAUAUAUAUAUAUAUAUAUAUAUAUAUAUAAUAUAUAGACUUCCCUUUAACCACCUGUAUAAAUGACAAAAUGAACAAUAGGACUUCUCUUUAACCACCUGUAUAAAUGACAAAAUGUGUGUUUGUGCCCACAAUGUUUAGAAUUCAAAUUUGAAGUUUAUUGACCAUGUAUAAUAUAUUGAAACAAUACCCACCAGAGCUCUCACAUUAAAGGGAUGGUGGGUUGAUGAUGUCACAUUAAAGGGAUGGUGGGUUGAUGAUGUCGCAUUAAAAGGGAUGGUGGGUUGAUGAUGUCACAUUAAAGGGGUGGUGGGUUGAUGAUGUUGCAUUAAAGGGAUGGUGGGUUGAUGAUGUCACAUUAAAGGGAUGGUGGGUUGAUGAUGUUGCAUUAAAAGGGAUGGUGGGUUGAUGAUGUCACAUUAAAGGGAUGGUGGGUUGAUGAUGUCACAUUAAAGGGAUGGUGGGUUGAUGAUGUUGCAUUAAAGGGAUGGUGGGUUGAUGAUGUCACAUUAAAGGGAUGGUGUGUUGAUGAUGUCACAUUAAAAGGGAUGGUGGGUUGAUGAUGUCACAUUAAAAGGGAUGGUGGGUUGAUGAUGUUGCAUUAAAGGGAUGGUGGGUUGAUGAUGUUGCAUUAAAAGGGAUGGUGGGUUGAUGAUGUCGCAUUAAAGGGAUGGUGGGUUGAUGAUGUCACAUUAAAGGGAUGGUGGGUUGAUGAUGUUGCAUUAAAAGGGAUGGUGGGUUGAUGAUGUCGCAUUAAAAGGGAUGGUGGGUUGAUGAUGUCGCAUUAAAGGGAUGGUGGGUUGAUGAUGUCGCAUUAAAAGGGAUGGUGGGUUGAUGAUGUCGCAUUAAAAGGGAUGGUGUGUUGAUGAUGUCACAUUAAAAGGGAUGGUGUGUUGAUGAUGUCACAUUAAAAGGGAUGGUGGGUUGAUGAUGUCACAUUAAAGGGAUGGUGGGUUGAUGAUGUUGCAUUAAAGGGAUGGUGGGUUGAUGAUGUCACAUUAAAGGGAUGGUGGGUUGAUGAUGUUGCAUUAAAAGGGAUGGUGGGUUGAUGAUGUCACAUUAAAGGGAUGGUGGGUUGAUGAUGUCACAUUAAAGGGAUGGUGGGUUGAUGAUGUUGCAUUAAAGGGAUGGUGGGUUGAUGAUGUCACAUUAAAGGGAUGGUGUGUUGAUGAUGUCACAUUAAAAGGGAUGGUGGGUUGAUGAUGUCACAUUAAAAGGGAUGGUGGGUUGAUGAUGUUGCAUUAAAGGGAUGGUGGGUUGAUGAUGUUGCAUUAAAAGGGAUGGUGGGUUGAUGAUGUCGCAUUAAAGGGAUGGUGGGUUGAUGAUGUCACAUUAAAGGGAUGGUGGGUUGAUGAUGUUGCAUUAAAAGGGAUGGUGGGUUGAUGAUGUCGCAUUAAAAGGGAUGGUGGGUUGAUGAUGUCGCAUUAAAGGGAUGGUGGGUUGAUGAUGUCGCAUUAAAAGGGAUGGUGGGUUGAUGAUGUCGCAUUAAAAGGGAUGGUGUGUUGAUGAUGUCACAUUAAAAGGGAUGGUGGGUUGAUGAUGUCACAUUAAAGGGGUGGUGGGUUGAUGAUGUCACAUUAAAAGGGAUGGUGGGUUGAUGAUGUCGCAUUAAAGGGAUGGUGUGUUGAUGAUGUCGCAUUAAAGGGAUGGUGUGUUGAUGAUGUCACAUUAAAGGGGUGGUGGGUUGAUGAUGUCACAUUAAAGGGGUGGUGGGUUGAUGAUGUCACAUUAAAGGGAUGGUGGGUUGAUGAUGUUACAUUAAAGGGAUGGUGGGUUGAUGAUAUCUUGUGCUCCCUCCUCCAGGCAUCCAGGGCUGACCAUCCACCCUCCUCCGGCCACCAUCAGUAUCCAGCGUCCCCAGGGGGCCAGGGACACGGCCACACGGAUCAACCUGCCCUCCCACCCUGCCAUAUGGGGGCAGAAACCCCAGCCCCCCCACACCAUGACACAGGUCAGAACCUGGUGAAGAUAAAUAUUUACCUUUGGCUCUAUACUCCAGCAUUUUGGAUUUGAGAUCAAAUGUUCUUAUAUCAGGCAACAGAAUAGAAUGUCACCUUUUAUUUUAGGGUAUUUUCAUAUGCAUAUCUGUUUUACUAUUUAUAAAUGAAAGCACUUUUCCCUGUUGCAGGAAAUGUUUAACUUGCAUAGUGUAUUUGAGGUUUAAAGAGGCUUCUGAAGUUUAAUUUACACUUCGAAAUUUCAGACUUGAUUUUCCCUUACGAAAAAUGUAUAAUUGUCCUGCUGUAGCAAACUGGCUCAAAUUAAGAUCCUACAUCUGUAUUUGGACAAAAUUCACUUAUAGUGUAUUAAAAUAAAAGUGACUCCAAAAUGACAAUACAUUAUUCACCAUUCACUUUCUAUUGGGCAAAAUACAGUUCGAAACACGGCAGGUAGCUUAGUGGUUAAGAGCGUUGUGCCAGUAACCGAAAGGUCGCUGGUUCUAAUCCCCGAGCCGACUAGGUGAAAAAUCAGUCGAUGUGCCCUUGAGCAAGGCACUUAACCCUAAUUGCUCCUGUGUAGCUAGGGGUAAAGUGACUAUGCAUAGAUAAUAAACAGAGAGUAGCAGCAGUGUAAAAACAAAGGGGGGGAGUCAAUGUAAAUAGUCCGGGUGGCCAUUUGAUGAAUUGUUCAGCAGUCUUAUGGCUUGGGGGUAGAAGCUGUUAAGGAGCCUUUUAUGACCUAGACUUGGCGUUCUGGUACCACUUGCUGUGCGGUAGCAGAGAGAACCCAGUGGGUGACUGGAGUCUUUGAGAUUUUUUUGGGCCUUCCUCUGACACCGCCUGGUAUAGAGGUCCUGGAUGGCAGGAAGCUUGGCCCCAGUGAUGUACUGGGCCGUACGCACCCUCGCCUGUAGUGCCUUGCGGUCGGAGGCCGAGCAGUUGCCAUACCAGGCAGUGAUGCAACCAGUCAGGAUGCUCUCGAUGGUGCAGCUGUAUAACUCUUUUGAGGAUUUGCCAAAUAUUUUCAGUCUCCUGAGGGGGAAUAGGCUUUGUCUUGCCCUCUUCACGACUGUCUUGGUGUGUUUGGACCAUGACAGUUUGUUGGUGAUGUGGACACCAAGGGACUUGAAAGUUCUCGACCCGCUCCACUACAGCCUCGUCGAUGUGAAUGGGGGCGUGUUCGGCCCUCCUUUUCCUGUAGUUCACGAUCAGCUUCUUUGUCUUGAUCACGUUGAGGGAGAGGUUGUUAUCCUGGCACCACACUGCCAGGUCUCUGACCUCCUCCCUAUAGGCUGUCUCAGACAGGAGGGGACUAAGCAUGCACCCCUGAGGGGCCCCCGUGUUGAGGAUCAGCGUGGCGGAUGUGUUGUUACCUACCCUUACCACCUGGGGGCGGCCCGUCAAGAAGUCCAGGAUCCAGUUGCAGAGAGAGGUGUUUAGUCCCAGGGUCCUUAGCUUAAUGAUACGCUUUGUGGGCGCUAUGGUGUUGAAUGCUGAGCUUUAGUCAAUGAAUAGUAUUCUCACAUAGGUGUUCCUCUUGUCCAGGUGGGAGAAGGCAGUGUGGAGUGCAAUAGAGAUUGCAUCAUCUGUGGAUCUGUUGGGGCGGUAUGCGAAUUGGUGUGGGUCUAGGGUUUCUGGGAUGAUGGUGUUGAUGUGAGCCAUAACCAGCCUUUCAAAGCACUUCAUGGCUGCAGACGUGAGUGCUAUGGGUCGGUAGUCAUUUAGGCAGGUUACCUUAGUGUCCUUGGGCACAGGAACUAUGGUGGUCUGCUUGAAACGUAGGUAUUACAGAGUCAUUCAGGGAGAGGUUGAAAAUGUCAGUGAAGAUGUGUGUGUGUGUGUGUGUAUGUAUGUAUAAGUGUUUUCAUUUCUAAACAGUAAAACGGAUAUGUAUGAAAAUACCCUCAAAUAAAAGGUGACAUUCUGGACGGUCGGUCGCCUCAUGAAACAUUUGAUCUCAAAUCCCAAAUGGUGGCGUAUAGAGCCAAAUGUAACAUUUUUUUUAGCUUCACUGUCCAAAUACAUACGGAGGGGAGGGUAAGAUGCUCUGUGGUUGUUCUCCUCAAGUCUUGUUUUCUGUUUGUCAAAUGCUGUUAUAUUGAAGGGUGACACUACGACAUAGACAUAGAAGAACAUAUAUUACCUUGUAUUACAGAAAUCCAUCUUCGGUAGUGGGACUCCGGUGGCUGCAGCAACAGUGGCGCCGAUUCUAACCACCACCACAGGUAAGGAACACCCACAGAGAUCCUUUUUAAAUCACUUGAAUGAAUAUUUUAAUAUGUAAUUCUAUGAGGCCACCAUUUCUAGGACCCAUAUUCACAAAGAGUCAGAGGAGGAGUGCUGAUCUAGGAUCCGUUUAGCCUUUUUAGAUCAUAAUUUAAAUAAAAUGACAUGGACAUUUUAAAGAACAACUGCCCCUAAAAAUCAGCCUAUUUUAGAGGCCUCCCUGUUAUAGUUUUAAAGCUAAUUUCCUACCAUUCUAUACAUUUACAUUAUUUAGCAGACGCUCUUAUCCAGAGCGACUUAGUGACUGCAUACAUUAUUAUUAAUUUUUUCAUACUGGCCCCCCGUGGGAAUCGAACCCACAACCCUGGCGUUGCAAACGCCAUGCUCUACCAACUGAGCUACAUCCCUGCCGGCCAUUCCCUCCCCUACCCUGGACGACGCUGGGCCAAUUGUGCGCCGCCCCAUGGGUCUCCCGGUCUCGGCCGACAGAGCCGACAGAGCCUGGAUUCGAACCAGGAUCUCUAGUAGACCACUGCGCCACUCGGGAGCCCUAUACAUUUUGCCAUAGUUCAUGCUAUCUCAGUGACUCGAACAUGAGUGACUCAAACAUUUUAAAAGGUCAUUCUACUCCAAAAUGAAUUAAAAUAAAAUAAUGCUGGGCUAUUGGUAUAAUUAUUAGUUUAAAUUAUUUUGACAUAUUGGACCCAUAUAGCCUAUGCUUGGUCCGUAUUAUAAGGUAUGCUAUUAGAAAAUAAGCAUUAUCGCUGGCUAUAAAUAAAUAGGCUGAAGCAUGGGGUUGUCUAUCUGCAUUCACCCUAUUGGACUAAUCAUUAGCUAGAUCCCAAAUGUGAUAUUUUAACUAGUUGGCAUACAUGUUAUGUCCCCAAAAACGUGCAUAAACACAGUAAAUAUAAUUUAGGCCUACCUGGGUAACUUGGGGUAAACCGCUGCCGGGGUAAAGUUCCCCCUGCCUGUACUUCUCACAGAAACCCCUUCAUGUCACCAUCCCCCCCCCCCCCCCCCCAACACUUUCCCUUGCUCAACUAAAAAUGGAAUCUGUCUCAUCACAAUUUAAGUCACCCCCAAAAAAUAUGUUGAGUUUGGGCGGCAUUUUACCCCAAGUUACCUUACAAUUGACCCAUGUUACAAACUUGCUUAAACAUGCUGCUGCUAAAAACGGGUGCAGUUUGCUCUUUUAGGAGUUCAGAAAUAAAGUAGAAAUGGAAACCCCCUCUUUCUAAUAUUUAUCUCGCAUAGAACACACAACAACAAGCCGACUAGGUAAAUAGAUAAACUAUUUUUACUAUGGGGUUGUCAAGAUUGUUCUAUUCAUUACUCAUUUUGUUUGCAGGGGAAAAGUAAAUGUGGAAUGCUUUUUUAGCGUCUUCAAAGUGCGCCUCGUCAGAUUGUUAUAUCUUUUAUGCUCCAUAUUUUUGGGGGCGUGGCGGCAGUGAUUUUGCCAAUGGCGUAGCGCCAUAUAUAAACUGCAGCGGAAACACUGCCUCAAACCAACUAUAAAUUCUAUACACAUUUUGAAAGCAUUUAAUGAGAACUAAAAGGUGUGCACAUGAAAAUAUUGUCUUAUUUACAUUGUGUCAUUUAUUGACGGCCCCUAAUUAGCCACGGAGAUGGGGCUAGCCAAAGUCAAACCACCAGCCGGCUGAAGCUAAUUGGCUAAAUAAUUUGGCUAACUCUUUCCGCCUUGCGAACACACACGAGACCCACAUCAAACCACAGCCCGAAACCAACUCACGUUUGAAUGGCCGCCGACAUUUCUUAAUGAACCAAAUCUAAAAAACGAGGCCAAGUCAGGAAGUACAGUCGCCCUUUUUAACGAUUCCUUGUUGAAACAAAUGGUAUUCUCUUUCCCAUGAUCCUCUGUCCCUGUCCUCUUUCAGGCACUGCGCCGCACACCCAGAUGACCAGCGGUACUGUCGUCACCAUGGCGAUGACCUCCCACUCCUCCCAUGCCACAGCAGUGACCACCUCUACCAUCCCAGUUGGUGAGUAACAGCUGGUAUAAAACUCAGAUGCAGUGAAAGCUAGUGCACAAAAUACUCAGACACAUUCAAAGCCACUAGUGGGCUUUUUUGCAUUCAUUAUUUAUUUCCUUUAAAGAGUAUUUCCAUCUUUACUUCCAUUAAAUCUUUUAACUUUGAAACUGCGUAGAAGUGCUCUCAUAGUUCCUCAUUUUGGAUAAUCAGCCUAUUUGAGCUCUUGUCUAUUCCUACCACUCUCCUGUCUCAUAAUCCCCAUCCUCUGUUGUAUCGACAGCUAAAGUGUAUUUCUUUCAUUAUGUUGUACCAACAGCUAAAGUGGUGCCCCAGCCCAUAGCCCACACCUCCCCGCGUGUCCAAUCAGACUACCAGCCCAUAGCCCACACCUCCCCGCGUGUCCAAUCAGACUACCCGGCAGAGAGGACCAACCUGAUCUCCAUCUCUGGCCACCGCUCCUCUCCUAACCCUGUCGCCAUCGAGGGCAGGAGUGACAACAGGCCGUCUGGACCGGUGCACUUCCAGUACUUCCUGCCCACCUACUCCUCUUCUCCGUACCCCAUGACACACACCUACGCCCCCAUCACCAGCUCUGUGUCCCCCACCAGACAGUACCCAGGUAAACACGUCAACACUUUUGAAUUUAACUUCAUUCAAUUGACUCUGGAAAACCUUGCCCAAUACACAAAAGAGUAAAUACCUUAAGGAUCAGUCGGCAUAAUCUCCCAGGUCUGCUUGACUGACACCCUGCUCCUCUCCUCAGCGACGCCCCAGACCCCUAGCUCCGCUCAGCCCAGCCAGCCUGCUGUGGCUGUGGCCACUACUGUCCACCUCAACCCCAUGCAGCUGAUGGCCGUGGACAGGAUUGGUCUACAGUCUGCACAAAUCAGCACCCAGGGAAUCCAGCCUCAACCAAUGGGAGCCCAGGGCAUCCAGCCUGCACCAAUGGGAGUGCAGGGGUUGCGUAGCUCUGGUCCAAUCGGCACACAGGGGAUUCAGCAGGCACCAAUCGCAGGGCAGCAGUCUGAGCCGAAACCAUCUGGUAAUCUACAGUAUACUAAUGUUUAACAUGGCCUCAAGAAGCAGCAUAUCCUACUUGAAAUAUUGAAUAUGUCCCACAGGGACCACAAACACAUACUGAAAAUAUUGUACAAAUAUAUACUUUGGAUAAAACGUCUGCUCAAGGUGAUGUGAUUUGAAUGAUAAUUGAUCAAAUCUAUAUGAUAAGUCUAUGGCUGUACAUCUGAACCUGUGUUCUGUCCUGUGUCUGUUCUGCAGGGAUAUUAUUGGCUGAAGGCGGUACGUUUGUGGGUGGUCCUAUGGGCAGCCCGUUCGGCGCCACACAGCCUAAUGCUACCACUGUACAGACACACCCCCAGGGCGGAGUAGGAGGCGGAGCUCCCCCCCUGGUUCCCUCCCCUCGACCCAGCAUCCUCCGCAAAAAGCCGGCCAAUGAGGGGUGA